Messenger RNA from Papilio xuthus (Asian swallowtail), 674 nucleotides. It is a transcript of the gene Naa20A, whose product is annotated as N-alpha-acetyltransferase 20 A. The coding region runs from base 126 to 647 and encodes 173 amino acids. Gene Ontology annotation, cellular component: NatB complex. Gene Ontology annotation, molecular function: protein-N-terminal amino-acid acetyltransferase activity. Gene Ontology annotation, biological process: N-terminal peptidyl-methionine acetylation. NCBI's taxonomy places the organism in Eukaryota, Metazoa, Arthropoda, Insecta, Lepidoptera, Papilionidae. The transcript is spliced from 5 exons. The record is from RefSeq and is a predicted model, not a curated record.
UCGAAUAUUCUUUGACGCAAUUUGACAUAUAACCAAACUUUUUUGUUUUAUUAUUUUGCAUUGAAGUCUCACUAAAUUUUGUCGAAAAUAAUAUCUUUAAAAUAAUUAAAAAGUGUACCAUUAAAAUGACGACAAUUCGGCCGUUUACGUGUGAAGAUAUGUUAUAUUUUAACAAUGUAAAUUUAGAUCCCCUUACGGAAACCUACGGUUUGGGUUUUUACACGCAGUACCUAGCACAUUGGCCGGAAUAUUUUCAAGUUGCUGAAUCGCCUAGUGGUGAAAUCAUGGGCUACAUAAUGGGAAAAGCGGAAGGACAUGGUGAAAAUUGGCAUGGCCAUGUUACAGCCUUAACUGUUAGUCCCGAUUACAGAAGAUUGGGCCUAGCUGCUACUUUGAUGAAUUUACUUGAAGAAGUGUCUGAAAAAAAAAAGGCUUAUUUUGUUGAUCUCUUUGUGAGAGUCAGUAACAAAGUAGCAAUUAAUAUGUACAAGAAUCUUGGUUAUAUUGUAUAUAGAACUGUAUUGGAAUAUUAUUCUGGAGACCCUGACGAAGAUGCUUAUGAUAUGAGAAAAGCCUGCUCAAGAGAUGUGAAUAAAAAAUCUGUUAUACCAUUAUCACAUCCAGUUAGACCAGAAGAUGUUGAUUAAAAUGUAAAAAUAAAUGUUUGAAUUCAA